Molecule: messenger RNA, 1281 nt
Organism: Symbiodinium natans
Lineage: Eukaryota; Dinophyceae; Suessiales; Symbiodiniaceae
Source: the annotation of a GenBank genome assembly
AUGGGAGUACAGGAGAGCCGUUUGCGAGUGGAAGACCGCCAGGCUGCCGACCCCGACGGGAAGUGGUGUGUUGGUGACCUCACGCCCAAAACGGAGGCAGCCAAGCAGUGUCCAGGCUUCGGCAUCGAUGCAGAAUCCCCAGUGGAAGUGCCCCAGAAGGCAAUGUCAGCACGGGUGUUCGUUCAUUCUCUGGCAUCAGGCAGUUUUCGGGAUGAGUUUGUUGUCCAGUUCAACAACGUGGCAGACGUUGGGUUCUGGCAGGGUGUUCGCUCCCGGUGCGAUUUCGAUCGGUUGUAUGAGGACCUGGGGAGUGAACAUGGUGGGACCAUGAUCCAGCCCUUGCCCAAUCGGAAAGCGGACUAUUUCAGAAUGCAGCCGUUGGUGUGGAGCGUCUACAUGCACGAAAGUGGGACAUUCCUCGAGAAUUGGCUCAACGCAGUCAUUCAAGCAGGCUUUGGCCGCACAGGCUCUUUCAAAAGAUUUUUGUCGAACCAGCCGAUUCGCCAGCCUGUUUCCAUCCAUGGCUGGGACAGUGUGUCGCACAUGAUCUUUGCUUUGCCAAUGAUGGAUGACGUAGUCGAUUUCCUGGAAGAGCCUUUGGAUAUCGUCCGCUUGUGUGAGCUUUCUUCAAAUACAAUCUUUCAAAACGGCAAGCUCUUCUGUGCCAAGCAGUGGGAACGCAUGUAUGCUGAGCGUUGGCCGGCAUUCCAUGAAGCCCAAUGUCACAUGUCAGAAGUGACCCGUAUGGAGACGGAUUGGAAGUCUAUGUACCGGCACACUUGUUCCGGACAUUACGAAGCACUACUGGAGGUGUACGACCGGGAGAAGAAGCUUGGAUUCGCAAUGUCGUGCAUGUUGGCAAAGGUCACCUGGGACGCCAACACCAACUGUUUCAUUGCCGGCUAUGUCAGUGCAAGUCAGGUCCUUCCGGAGCGAAUCCCGUACCAUGAAGGAUACAGGCUGCGCUUCUGCAGGCCCUCCGUGCGCGAUGAGCUCAAACCUGAGCUCAUGCCGCCGCAAGUCUCGGAAGUGUAUGGGUAUCGUGCGACUUGGACGACAGCGAGGGAGAGCCAUGUGAUAUUGCUGAAUAGGCUUGAAGAGUACUUAGUGUGGGUUCAGAAGCAUCUGCUGUUCAAGAAGAGGUUCUGCAUGACGUGCCCGAGCUCAAAGUGGGCCAGGGCGUGGAGUUGCAAUGGAAGAUGCAGCAGGGCAGCCCAUUCGGCUGGUGGUUUGGCAUUGUUGAGUCAGUUCUGCGGGACAAGCACAGCACGAAAGCGAUGA